Syzygium oleosum is the source of this 2766-nucleotide messenger RNA. RefSeq names its product calcium-dependent protein kinase 1. Gene Ontology annotation, cellular component: cytoplasm; nucleus. The transcript is spliced from 7 exons. Bases 652 to 2367 code for a protein of 571 amino acids. Gene Ontology annotation, molecular function: calmodulin binding; ATP binding; calcium ion binding. The record is from RefSeq and is a predicted model, not a curated record. Gene Ontology annotation, biological process: peptidyl-serine phosphorylation; protein autophosphorylation; intracellular signal transduction. NCBI's taxonomy places the organism in Eukaryota, Viridiplantae, Streptophyta, Magnoliopsida, Myrtales, Myrtaceae.
AAAAAAAGUAAAAAAAAAAAACCCAAGAAAUGAGCCUGGCUCGUCUUCCCCAUCUUUUCAACGGAGCGACUCGGUAAAGCCCCCCCGACUUCCGAGCUCCCCUCUGUCUUUUCCUGAGCACCCAUUUCAGAUGUCCGAGAUCUGAGACUCUGGAUUGCUCCUUUGGUAAUUCUUGGAUUCGAUUUCCCAUUUCUUUGGAUGAGCAUGAAGCUCGCUGUAGACGUUGUCCGAUCGUUUAUCUGCUGACUCCUAUCGUCUUCCUUGGAGCUUGAGCUUCCUUAGCUGUUAUCCUUUGGUCGAGCUCACUUCUUGGGUCAAUCCUUUUGCUCAUGUUCCGUCUGUAGAGCGACCGGUUGUUAAUUUGUCAAUAUUGAAGAGUUGGGUACAUGCAGAACCGAUUUCUUCCUGUUUGACACUGGAUCGGGGUUGUUAGCUGCGUUCUCGAAACCUUCUCAAGCUCUGUUCUUGGUUUUCACAGCCACAUUCAGAGUCAACGCCGAGGUAGCUCUAGUGGGAACCGACUCGAUCGAUCUAUUUGGUUGUUGAAGGUCAGGUUGUUGCAUAGUGUAAUUAGUGGCGUUUGAGGCGAUUUGAUCUUCAUGUUCAAGGGUAGUCAACUGAUUUACUAGAAACUACACAGUAGUUAUAGUAAUGGGCAAUACCUGUGUGGGACCGAGCAUUUCGAAGAAUGGGUUCUUCCAAUCAGUCUCCGCCGCGAUGUGGCGGUCCCGACUGCCAGAAGAUUCAGUACACACGAAUGCGGAGACUGCAAAUCAGGCGACAGACAAAGAGCCCGAAUCGCCUUUGCCGGUGCAAAAUAAGCCUCCUGAGCAAGUAACAAUACCAAAGCCGGAGACCAAACAGGAAAGUCCUCCCAAGCCCAAGAAGAAGCCUCAGAUGAAGAGGGUGUCUAGUGCAGGACUGAAGACUGAUUCGGUUUUGCAAAGGAAAACCGGCAAUUUCAAGGAGUUCUAUAGCUUGGGGAAGAAGUUAGGACAAGGGCAAUUCGGAACUACCUUCUUGUGCAUAGAGAAAGCCACAAGGAAAGAAUUCGCUUGCAAAUCUAUCGCCAAAAGGAAGCUGAUCUCUGAAGAGGAUGUCGAGGAUGUGCGAAGAGAAGUUCAGAUAAUGCACCACUUGGCGGGGCAUCCGAAUGUUAUAUCCAUCAAGGGGGCUUACGAGGAUGCGGUGGCGGUCCACGUAGUUAUGGAGUUCUGCGCGGGUGGUGAGCUCUUUGAUCGGAUCAUUCAACGUGGGCAUUAUACCGAAAGAAAGGCCGCUGAGCUUACUAGGACUAUAGUUAGCGUAGUUGAGGCUUGUCAUUCUCUGGGUGUGAUGCAUCGAGAUCUUAAGCCCGAGAAUUUUCUCUUUGUUAGUAAGGAGGAGGAUUCCUUGCUGAAGACAAUUGACUUUGGAUUGUCAGUAUUUUUCAAACCAGGUGACAAGUUCACAGAUGUGGUCGGCAGCCCUUAUUAUGUUGCACCAGAAGUUCUCAAAAAGCGUUAUGGACAAGAAGCUGAUGUUUGGAGUGCUGGGGUUAUCCUCUACAUACUGUUGAGUGGAGUUCCCCCCUUUUGGGCUGAGAAUGAGCAAGGGAUAUUUGAACAAGUCCUGCAUGGGGAUCUUGACUUUUCGUCAGACCCGUGGCCUAGUGUCACAGAAAGUGCUAAAGACUUGGUGAGGAGGAUGCUUGUUCGAGAUCCUAAUAGGAGGCUAACUGCUCAUGAAGUUUUGUGCCACCCAUGGAUCCAGGUUGAUGGUGUUGCUCCUGAUAAGCCUCUUGAUUCUGCAGUAUUGAGUCGCUUGAAGCAAUUUUCAGCGAUGAACAAGCUGAAGAAAAUGGCCCUUCGAGUUAUAGCAGAGAGCUUAUCUGAAGAAGAAAUCGCUGGCCUGAAAGAAAUGUUCAAGAUGAUAGACGCAGAUAAUAGUGGCCAGAUUACCUUCGAAGAGCUUAAGGCAGGAUUGAAAAGAGUGGGAGCCAAUCUAAAGGAGUCAGAAAUUUAUGACUUAAUGCAAGCGGCGGACGUGGAUAACAGCGGGACGAUUGACUAUGGGGAAUUCAUUGCUGCCAUGUUGCAUUUAAACAAAAUCGAGCGAGAAGAUCAUCUGUUCGCUGCUUUUAACUACUUCGACAGGGAUGGGAGUGGCUACAUCACUCAGGAUGAACUUCAACAAGCAUGCGAGGAAUUCGGCGUUGAGGAUGUACGCCUGGAAGAAAUGAUCAAGGAAAUCGAUCAGGAUAAUGAUGGACGGAUAGACUACAAUGAGUUUGUUGCAAUGAUGCAACAAGGAAAUGCGGUGUUUGCAAACGCAGCUGCUUUCGGCAGGAAAAGCCUAGAAAAUAGUUUCAGCGUCGCGCUUAGAUAAGCUAUAUAAAACUCUAGUUUCACAAGCAGCGGCGACAUUCCUCUUUGGUUUCCUUCUCUUAAAUAUGUAAUCUUUCCUUUUCAUUUCGCAAUUUUUCCCCUUGAAGAGAACUAGAGUUAUCAAGAAUGCAUGGAACCAGAGCCAGCAAGGCCUGUUUCGUGUCCUUACUCAUGGGACAUAAGAGAGCGAUUUUUCACCCCGUCUUUUGCAACCCCGUCUUUCGCACCCAAAACCUUCUUUCCUUCCUUCCUUCUUUCCUUCUUCCACACAGUGUUUGAAGACUUCUGUAACUGGUUGUAUUGUGUUUUUCCAGUUCAGGAUAGUUCUUUAUUGUUUAACAUAAUAGAAUGGUUGUAUUUCUCGGUGAAGUUAUUGGCUUUUUCCCCCAUGAUGCACCUU